ACGCUCCUUUUGUAAUCCCUGUUCUAAACCCUAGCCUCUCCAUCCUUCCUCUUUCGCCGCCGCUUCUCAUCGUGCCCUGAAACCUUCCUUCCCCUUUGUUGUUCUACUUCAUCAUCUUUCUUUUAUUCUCGGUGAACUAUGACAUCUCUUCAAAUCACUGACCUUUAUCUUCAAGUAACAACCAUUAUCUAAUCGAUUCACACAAAAACCCUAACCUCUUCAUUUAAAUGCAACUCUUUACCCUUCUAAUCAGCGGCUAUGUACAAUCUGUUCCGAAUCAAACUCCAAUUUCUUCAUGUCAAGGAAAAUCGUUUUUUUUCUCCGGAUAGUAUGACUUCGCUUCCAUGGGAUGAUCGGAAAUCGAAAUCGGUGGCUAGGAUGAAAAGAGCGAAGGGAAUUUGGCGAUUUCGAAGAACAGUUCACGGUAUCUCUUACAUCAACGCUGAAAGAUGCGAAGAUAAUACUGGGUUCUUCUCUUCAAUGGCUCGUAGAAAAAUCUUACAGGAGAUGGGCUUUGAUUUCACAGUUAUGGCUGCAGACAUUGAUGAGAUGAGUAUCAGGAGGGAAAUCUCUAACCCAGAAGUUACUCGAGAAAUCCCUCCAGUCUUAGCUGCCAGCCAGAGUGCAAGACUUUUAAACUCUCCGUAUUCGAAUAGCCACAUCUAUUCUAAGGUGGUCAUGGAAUAUGAAUAAUACCAUCUAAUUCAUUCACUUAUGAUUUUGCAUUGUGCUUGCCAAAAUUUGUUGCAUUAAUCAUAUCUACUGACUACAUAUCAAAGAUUUUAAGAAUGGUCCAUUAUUUUCUUAAAAGGCAUAUUAUUUUUA
This is a messenger RNA of Helianthus annuus (common sunflower), 825 nucleotides long. RefSeq lists its product as uncharacterized. The transcript has 5 exons. The record is from RefSeq and is a predicted model, not a curated record. Bases 259 to 693 code for a protein of 144 amino acids. Lineage: Eukaryota; Viridiplantae; Streptophyta; Magnoliopsida; Asterales; Asteraceae.